AUGAACGUAUUAUUCAUCGUCGGCCUUCUAUUCUUUGUACCGCUGCUCCUGUUUGUUGUAUGGUUGGCACUUUCGUCUUGUCUCGGAGACUCAUUACGACCGAAUCAACGAAGUGGGAAUUCUACUUGGGCGUCGUCGCGUCGACAGCGGCAGAUGGAAAGGGAUAGAGAUCGGGAUAUUGCGGCGAGUCGACAUGCGCUUUAUGACGGGAUGAGGGAUAACUAUGGAGGAUCUUGGGAGGUUAUGGAGAUGCAGGAUAUGAUGGGGCCGAGGAAGGAUGAGGAAUUACGGGCAUGA
Messenger RNA from Orbilia oligospora ATCC 24927, 297 nucleotides. RefSeq lists its product as uncharacterized. The transcript has 2 exons. The record is from RefSeq and is a predicted model, not a curated record. Lineage: Eukaryota; Fungi; Ascomycota; Orbiliomycetes; Orbiliales; Orbiliaceae. The coding region runs from base 1 to 297 and encodes 98 amino acids.